Molecule: messenger RNA, 286 nt
Organism: Effrenium voratum
Lineage: Eukaryota; Dinophyceae; Suessiales; Symbiodiniaceae
Source: the annotation of a GenBank genome assembly
GCCUGAGUGCGCGCCCAUCUUAUCCUUGGCUGACAGCACAGCGGUGGGCUUCGGUGACAAGUACGGCGUGCAGCUUGUGGAUUCUUCGAGCAGGCGUCACUGUGUCGUCUGGUGCUGCGGUGGGUCUCUGGUGACCGGCUCCUGUUGUGCUGGCGAGACGCUUCCAAGCGUGGCCAAGCAGCUCGUGUGCGGCUGGAGGCAGAUUGCCGCGCGCCUCGGAUUCCCGGAUGUGACAGAUUUUCUAGCUCAGAGGCUGGUGGUGAGGCUUGUGGCGGCACGCGGAAGC